Messenger RNA from Symbiodinium sp. CCMP2592, 1455 nucleotides. The record is from the annotation of a GenBank genome assembly. NCBI's taxonomy places the organism in Eukaryota, Dinophyceae, Suessiales, Symbiodiniaceae.
AUGCAAGAAGCAGUACAGCAGUAUACUAACGCAGUCGAGGCUGUUCGGGGUAUAUCUCCCGUUGGUCUAGACAGUGGGCGGGUUCAUGCGGUCCUUCUCGCAAACCGUGCCCAGUGCUUCGUGGCCACGAAGCGCUAUGAAGAUGCUCUGACAGAUUGUUCGGCAAUUAUCGAUGAGAAUCCCCCUCACCUCGGCUAUGCCACUCCUGCGAUUCGGGCUAAAGCUCUUUGUCGGAUGGCCUUGGCGUUCAAAGGGUUAGAGGACCAUGUAAAGGCCUGCGAUGCAGCUCUGAGGGCACAUGAUCAAGGAAGUUCCAUGGAAGGUCUCGCAAAUUUGAUGACAAGCUUGGGCAUCUCACUUCACUCGACACGGAAAGACCGGAAGAUUUCAGAUUUCUUCGAACUGGUCCGAGAAGCUGCAAAGGGGUGUGCAGAAGCGAGGGAGAAAGUAGUGCAUUUGUUGAACACAGAGGUGUUCCGAGUUGAUGAGAGAGCUCCGGACAAUGCAAGCGCAUUGAAGCUGACUUGCGAUUUAUCAAACACAUCGAUGGCAAAACUUUUACUUGAACGUCGUGCUCAGCCGCACCAGCGCAAUGAACGUUCCCGAACUCCUCUCAUGUUUGCAGCCAGGAGUCUGGACAUUGAGACAUGCAAGUUGCUUCUGCGUGAGGGGGCAUCAAUAAACUCGCAAGAUGAAAAUGGCUGGACUGCAUUGCUGACUGCCUUCACCCCGAAGGAUGAGAGUAUGAGCGAAAGAAGGGAGCUUCAGGAGCAAGUUGUUGAUCUGUUGCUGUCGCAACGAGCAGACGUCAAUCAUCAAACUCAUGCUGGAGACACGGCUUUGAUCCUGGCGUGCAUGUCAGCAAGCACGGGCGUGGCCGCUCGUCUCGUGAAGUAUGGUGCUGAGUUUGGACGCUACUUGUACGGCUCAGCAGCUCACCCCAACAAAGAUGAAGCCGACGCUUUCGUUGAAACAGCAAAAUCAUCCCGUGCCUGGCCAACAGAACGGGAGAGCUUGAAGGCGCAUGCUUGGUCUGAGCUUCUGAACAAUGAACUCAGAGUAGUUCACAAUCAAUCUGGCGAAAAGGCGCUCGCCUCUGGCAUCGAUCAAGCGUCGGGAGCUGUUCAGCAACUGCGAGAUGUGCUUGGAGUCCUGCUUCGGCUGUGCAACCUUCCUGGCACGGCACGCGAUGCAGUUCGCUCUGGAAGCAAUCCGCUCUUUGUGUUGCACAAGCAACUUGUUGAGGACAUGAUGCCAGCUGUGAUGAGAAAGUCUUGGAGUGAUGCCGGCGAGAUCAGCGAAGAUGAUGCCAUGACCAUGAUCGCUGUGUGCGGCGAUCGUUUUGCUCCUCUGGUUCGUUCCAAUAAGCGAGGCAAGCUAUGUGCCAACGAAAGCUGUUUUCGAGAGUUUAUAUAUGGGCCAGUCACAUCGUUUUUUUGCAUUUGCGAUCCCUAA